Hypoxylon trugodes is the source of this 1515-nucleotide messenger RNA. RefSeq lists its product as uncharacterized. Lineage: Eukaryota; Fungi; Ascomycota; Sordariomycetes; Xylariales; Hypoxylaceae. The record is from RefSeq and is a predicted model, not a curated record. The transcript has a single exon. The coding region runs from base 238 to 825 and encodes 195 amino acids.
AAGAAAUGUCAUAUUUCCUUCCUUUCCCUCGAUUCUUCCUUCCUUAUAAAUUGCAAAUCUUUCCUUUCGUGGUUGCAGUUGCAUCAUCUGGGUAGUACUAACUGCCGUCCAUUCGCUCGUUCUCGCUUCCUGCAUCCGAUCCCUUACCCGGCUUUCUUGUUACACUGCAGCACGGCAUCACCCGAACUCCGAAUCCUUACUUCUGAUUAGUCACCAAUUCCUUGCCAAGCCAACGUCAUGCUCGUCACCACCUUCAAAUCUUCCACGGUCUUGCUGGCCGCUCUGCUCGCAGGACAGGCUGCAGCCAAAACUGACUUGGCAGGCUGCGUCUCGUCAGCGACUGUUAAAUAUGGUGGCGCUAGCUUGAUCUGGUACGUCCCGGACACGGGUGAGAUCUGCGAGUUUUUGGACUGUGGAGGUGGACGCGCUCCGCCGAAGACAACCGUCCCGGGCUGUGCCGAUUACUCAGGCACCGCUACCUACUCGCCGAGUUUUCUACCAGGUUUUGGUGCUGCUGCAACUGCCAGCUCGUCUGAAAGUUCCGGCCCUGCGUCCACUUCGGCAUCUAUUACGGCAUCCGCUUCUGGCACUGCGAGCGCUUCAUCCUCUAUUGCUACUAUCACGACACCACCUACCACUACUACACUAGGAACAAGCACGAGCAGUGGUACUAGCUCCGGCAGUGAGUCUUCUUCCUCGGCUGGAAGCUCACAAGGAGCUGGGUCCUCUAGUGUGUCUCAGGCUGCAGCAGCUAUGCCGACAGCGGUCGUAAAGGGUGCCAUGGGCGUGGCUGUUGGUCUUGCGGCUGGUGUGGCCUUGUUGUGAGAGGUUUUGGGUGGGAGGUGGCUGUCUUCAAGUUUUGUAAGCUCAACCGGGAUGCUAUUAAUUUUGGUAAUUGCAGAUUAAUAAAAAUACAUCGACCUGUCAUAACCCUUGCGUUAUCAAUCGGUGAACGUGAUUAUAUUUGCGGGUUGAUGCUGUGCAUGGGCACGAGUUGCGCGGGGUCUAGUCGCGAUCAAGGCUGGUACCCUUCACGAUGGUUGAUUCGAUUGACGCAGAACGUGACAUUCGAUUCCCUAGCUACGCGAACGGGAAGGGACGCGUCGAAAAGGUUACCUCUAUGCUUGGACGCGUCAUCGUGGCUGGAUGGUUUGCCGCGAUUUAACCUGACACCUGCCACGCGCCACACUAGUGGGAUAACUACCUAGACAACCAACACAAGGCAUAUAAUGAAUAACUAACUUCUAUCUUCCAAGAAAUCAGAACCGGAUCGGGUGUCUUGGUCUAGUGGUUAAUUCCAUUGGAUUCCAACGCUAACUAAUAUCCAGGCAAAACAACUGCGGUCGGUGACGAACGGACUACGGACGUACAUACGGACAAGAACGAACGGACGUACAUCUGACGAACAAACGUACCUACUGACAGACGAACGUACUGACUGACUGACUGACUGACUUACAGACAGGCGGGAGGGCGGGCGUACUAACAAACAAUAACCCAGACGACCAGUGAGUA